AGGGCCCGGGCGAGGCGAGGGCCGGGCGGCGGGCGCCGGGCCCCGCGGCCGGCACGACGGAGCCCCCGCACGGCCGGCGGCAGCGGUUGGCGGCGGCCCCGGGCCCCCGGCGCGGGAAGCGGCGGCGGGGCGGCGGCGGCGGCGGCGGCGCCAUGGAGCCGCGGGAGGUGAAGGACCGGAUCCUGGAGAACAUCUCGCUGUCAGUGAAGAAGCUGCAGAGCUACUUCGCUGCGUGUGAGGAUGAGACCCCUGCCAUCCGGAACCACGACAAGGUCCUGCAGCGCCUGUGUGAGCACUUGGACCACGCGCUGCUGUACGGGCUGCAGGACCUCUCGUCGGGUUACUGGGUGCUCGUGGUGCAUUUCACCCGGAGAGAGGCCGUCAAGCAGAUUGAGGUGCUGCAGCACGUGGCCACCAACCUGGGGCGCAGCCGGGCCUGGCUGUACCUGGCCCUCAACGAGAACUCCCUGGAGAGCUACCUGCGUCUGUUCCAGGAGAACCUGGGUCUGCUGCAGAAGUACUACGUCAGGAACGCCCUGGUUUGCAGCCACGAUCACCUGACACUCUUCCUGACCUUGGUGUCUGGGCUGGAGUUCAUUCGGUUUGACCUGGAUCUGGAUGCCCCUUACCUGGACCUGGCCCCCUACAUGCCUGACUACUAUAAGCCUCAGUACCUGCUGGACUUCGAAGACCGCCUUCCCAGCUCUGUGCACGGCUCCGACAGCCUGUCCCUCAACUCCUUCAACUCCGUCACCUCCACCAACCUGGAGUGGGAUGACAGCGCCAUCGCCCCUUCUAGUGAGGAUUAUGAUUUUGGAGAUGUGUUUCCAGCAGUGCCGUCUGUACCCAGCACAGACUGGGAAGACGGAGACCUCACGGACACCGUCAGCGGCCCCCGCUCCACUGCCUCGGACCUGACCAGCAGCAAGGCGUCCACCAAGAGCCCCACCCAGCGCCACAACCCCUUCAACGAGGAGCAGGCGGAGACCGUGUCCUCCUCCGACACCACCCCCGUGCACACCAGCUCUCAGGAGAAGGGGGAGUCCCAGGCCCUGGGCCUCCUGGACGCCUGCGCGGAGCUGGAGGUCAUCAGGGUCACCAAGAAGAAGAAAACUGGCAAGAAGAAGAAAACCAGAUCGGAUGAGGAGGCCAGUCCGCUGCACCCCACCUCCAGCCAGCAGAAGUGCAGCAGGCAGCGGGACAGCACUGGCCUGGUCUGCCCAGGCCUGGGGCGGGACUCACCAGACCCUGGGGCCUCCCUCCAGGAGGAGGGAGAGGGACCCAGCAGCGCAGCCGAGAGCAGCGAGCACUCGGAGCUCGGCCAGGUGGGCUUGCUGAUCCCCGAGAUGAAGGACACCUCCAUGGACUGCCUGGGACAGCCCCUGAGCAAGGUCAUUGACCAGCUCCAUGGGCAGCUGGACCCCAGCACCUGGUCUUCCCAUGCUGAACCCCCAGACCAGUCCUUUCGGACCGGCUCUCCCGGGGAUGCCCCGGAGAAGCCGCCAUUUUGCGACUUUAGUGAGGGGCUUCCAGCCCCUAUGGACUUCUACUGCUUUACCGUCGAGAGUCCAAGCACUGUUACAUCAGGUGGCAGCGACCAUGACCCUGCAGGGACUGGCCAACCGCUGCAUGUUCCUGGUGGCCCUGCGGCUGCUGGCCAAGAAGAGGGAGGGAGAGAAGAGGGAGAGGCGCCUGGGCCGCUAGAGAACGCGCCACGGCAGGCCCAGGAGCUGGAGACCCAGGAACCGGACACCCAGUUGCCCCUUGUCAGUGAGGAGCCUGUGCCCGAGCCCGAGCCCGAGCCUAGGACACAGGAGGCUCUUUGUCAGCUCAAGCAGGACCAGCCCAGCCCGUGUCUGAGCAGCGCUGAGGACUCUGGGGUGGAUGAGGGCCAGGGGAGCCCUUCCGAGGUGACACACUCCUCUGAGUUCAGAGUGGACAACAAUCACUUGCUCCUGCUGAUGAUCCAUGUGUUUCGGGAAAAUGAAGAGCAGCUGUUCAAAAUGAUCCGGAUGAGCACUGGGCACAUGGAGGGCAAUCUGCAGCUGCUGUUCGUGCUGCUCACGGACUGCUACAUCUACCUGCUCCGGAAAGGGGCCACGGAGAAGCCAUACCUGGUGGAAGAGGCCGUUUCUUACAAUGAACUGGACUAUGUGUCGGUUGGCCUCGACCAGCAGACGGUGAGGCUGGUGUGCACCAAUCGCAGGAAGCAGUUUCUGCUGGACACAGCUGACGUGGCCUUAGCCGAGUUCUUCUUGGCCUCUCUGAAGUCAGCCAUGAUCAAAGGCUGCCGGGAACCGCCCUACCCCAGCGUCCUGACUGAUGCCACCAUGGAGAAGCUGGCACUGGCCAAGUUUGUGGCCCAGGAGUCCAAGUGCGAGGCGUCCACUGUGACCGUGUACUUCUACGGCCUCGUGCACUGGGAGGACCCCGCGGACGAGUCCCUGGGCCCCGUGCCCUGCCGCUGCUCGCCCCCCGAGGGUGCCAUCACCAAAGAGGGCAUGCUGCACUACAAGGCGGGCACCUCCUACCUGGGCCGGGAGCACUGGAAGGCCUGCUUCGUGGUGCUCAGCAACGGCAUCCUCUACCAGUACCCCGACCGCACCGACGUCACCCCCCUGCUCUCCAUCAACAUGGGGGGGGAGCAGUGCGGUGGCUGCCGGAGAUCCAACACCACGGAUCGGCCCCACGCCUUCCAGGUCAUUCUCGCCGACCGGCCCUGCCUGGAGCUGAGCGCCGACAGCGAGGCCGAGAUGGCCGGCUGGAUGCAGCACCUCUGCCAGGCGGUGUCCAAGGGGGUCACCCCCCAGGGAGCCGUGCCCAGCCCCUGUAUCCCCUGCUGCCUGGUGAUUGCGGAGGACCGCCUCUUCACGUGCCACGAGGAUUGUCAAACCAGUUUCUUCCGCUCCCUGGGCACAGCCAGGCUGGCGGACAUCAGCGCCGUCUCCACGGAGCCGGGCAAGGAGUACUGUGUCCUGGAGUUCUCCCAGGACGGCCCGCAGCCCGCCGCCCCCUGGGUCAUCUACCUGAGCUGCUCCUCUGAACUGGACCGGCUCCUGUCUGCCCUGAACUCUGGGUGGAGAGCCAUCUACCAGGUGGACCUCCCGCACAAGACCAUCCAGGAAGCCUCCAGCAGGCAGAAGUUUGAGGAUGCCCUGAGCCUCAUCCACAGCGCCUGGCAGCGAAGUGACAGCCUCUGCCGCGGCAGAGCCUCCCGGGACCCCUGGUGCUGAGCCGGGCUGGGCGCCAUCCCAGGAGGUCGGGGAAGGGGAGGCAGGCUGAGCGGCAGGCUCAGGGUCGCUGUCACAGUGCUGCUCGGGAGCCAGGUCUCCGCGCGCACGUCCUUAGCCGGCUCCUGCCCCAGGUGGCUGGAGGCGGGGUCUCUCCACUCCCAGGGAUCCAGAACGUGCCCAGCUCGCCUGGGCGUCCUGCUCAGUGGGUGGUGGCUAGAGGCUGCUGGGGACAGAGGGUCUGAACCAGGCGGGCCUCCCAGGUCAGGACCUCAGGAUGGUGACGAGAGGAACGUCCAUCUAUAGGGAAGCAGAAGGACCAGGAGGCAGGAGACCCCACCCCGGGUCAGGGGCCUGGGCAGAGGCUCAGGGCCCCCAGGUCCUGAGUGCCCAGCUACCCUUGUUCAUUUUUGAACACUCCGUGGCCGUGCAGGGCAGCUACAGCACGGUGUCUGCGCAUGCUCCUUCUCACUACCCACCCCACGCACAGCCGCCCACCUCGCAGAGCCCAGUCCGGGCCACCAGGGCGCCCUGCAUGCCGUGACCACCUCCCCCAACUUAGCAGAGCCCAUGGGACCUGGGGUCAUUCAGCUCCUUUUGCCAGGAGCAGAGAGAGGGGAGGGAGGAGAGGCUGGGAGAAGCGCAGAACCCACCACGCUCAAUCUCCCGACUGUCCCCUGCUUGACUUGGACUGGCCCUUCCAGAGUCCUGGGGAAGGGGUCGGUGGUGCGGGUUUUGUUUUUUAAAAUAAAAUAGACAUGUUAUAUUGC
Messenger RNA from Sciurus carolinensis (gray squirrel), 4000 nucleotides. RefSeq names its product pleckstrin homology and RUN domain containing M2 (gene Plekhm2). NCBI's taxonomy places the organism in Eukaryota, Metazoa, Chordata, Mammalia, Rodentia, Sciuridae. Bases 153 to 3233 code for a protein of 1026 amino acids. Gene Ontology annotation, cellular component: endosome membrane. The record is from RefSeq and is a predicted model, not a curated record. Gene Ontology annotation, biological process: lysosome localization; Golgi organization; regulation of protein localization. Gene Ontology annotation, molecular function: kinesin binding. The transcript has 20 exons.